Messenger RNA from Alosa alosa (allis shad), 1546 nucleotides. Its product is annotated as cathepsin A-like. Lineage: Eukaryota; Metazoa; Chordata; Actinopteri; Clupeiformes; Clupeidae. The record is from RefSeq and is a predicted model, not a curated record. Gene Ontology annotation, biological process: proteolysis. Bases 149 to 1531 code for a protein of 460 amino acids. Gene Ontology annotation, molecular function: serine-type carboxypeptidase activity. The transcript has 11 exons.
AUGACUUCCCGUUUCUCACUACAGCUGCUGAACCAGAACUUACGUCUCCACGGUAUCCGCCGGUCGCAGCCAGGAAGUUAUUUUAACCACAGAUUGUCUCCCGUUUCCAUCCGACUGGAUUUGCCCCUCUAGGCGGGAUCAGGUCGGGAUGUGUCGGUACAGCUUGCUGUGUUUUCUCGUCGUGUUUGUGUACGGCGCCCAGGCACUCUAUGCUCCGGAUGAGGUUUUCGAGCUGCCUGGCAUGAAGUUUAAACCCAGCUACCGACAGUGGUCCGGCUACCUGCAGGCCAGUCCUGGGAAGUUCCUUCACUACUGGUUUGUCACCUCUCAGGGAAACCCUUUCAAAGACCCAGUCGUCCUCUGGCUCAAUGGUGGGCCUGGCUGCAGCUCGUUGGAUGGAUUUCUUUCUGAGAACGGCCCUUUCCAUGUGGAUGAUGAUGGAGCCACGCUGUAUGAGAACUCCUACAGCUGGAACCUGGUGGCCAACAUGUUGUACCUGGAGUCCCCUGCUGGGGUUGGGUAUUCCUACUCCGAUGACCAGAAGUAUGAAACCAACGAUGACCAGGUUGCGGAUGAUAACUAUUUGGCGCUGCAGAGUUUCUUCACAAAAUUCCCCAACUUCACUGAGAAUGACUUCUUCAUCUUCGGGGAGAGUUACGGGGGAAUUUAUGCUCCAACGCUCAGCCUGCGAGUGGCAACAGAGGGGGCCAUCAAGCUCAACUUCAGGGGCUUUGCUGUGGGCAAUGGUCUCAGCAGUUUUGCCCUGAAUGACCAGUCCCUGAUCUACUUCGGCUACUACCACGGCCUGUUCGGAGAGGAUCUCUGGCGUGACCUGAAUGACAAUUGCUGUAAAGAUGGUGUCUGUAACUUCUACAACAACUCAAAAGAAGAUUGCUCCGUCUCGGUGGGCCGGGCGUUCGGGAUCGUGUACGAGUCUGGUCUGAAUGAGUAUGCGCUCUACCUGGACUGUGCAGGCGGAGCCAGAUCCCAGACAGCCUAUCAGAGGACCAUGUCCCACCUGUUCAAGAGCUACAGGGAGCACUGGCAGGCCAAUAACUUGCUGAGCAGCACUCCGACUCUGGGCGAGGUCCCCCCCUGCAUCAACAGCACAGCUCAGAUGAACUGGCUCAACAGGGUAGAUGUGAGGAAGGCCCUGCACAUCCCAGACACACUGCCACCAUGGGACAUCUGCAGUGAUUUAGUGGGUCGUCAGUACAACACGGUCUACCAGACGGUGAAGGGUGUGUAUGAGAAGCUGCUGUCACUCGGCGUCCGAGCACUGGUCUACAACGGCGACACGGACAUGGCCUGCAACUUCCUCGGAGAUCAGUGGUUUGUGGAACAGCUUGGAUUCAAGACUACUCUUCCAUACCAGCACUGGGUGUGUGAUGGCCAGAUCGCAGGGUUCUACCAGAUGUUUGGCAACGUCACGUUCCUCACAGUGAAGGGUGCUGGUCACAUGGUUCCUCAGUGGGCUCCAAGCCCUGCCCUCUCCAUGCUGAAGAGCUUCUUGAAAGAUGGCCUUUACUAAGCUUGCCCCCAAACA